Xyrichtys novacula (pearly razorfish) is the source of this 1398-nucleotide messenger RNA. Lineage: Eukaryota; Metazoa; Chordata; Actinopteri; Labriformes; Labridae. The record is from the annotation of a GenBank genome assembly.
AUGAAGCGGAGCAAAGGAGUGGAGCAUGAUGGACUGCAGAGAUAGGCUGUAAAACUAAGCUUGACUGUGUAUCCGGGUGUUUUCUUGAGCGACGCAUUGUUCAUUGAAAGUGAAAUGCUGAUUAUAAUUGAGAGAACCACACAGGAGCACGUUCAAAUAGCUCACGGUGUGUGCCCCCCCCCCCCCCCCCCAGUGUUUAUUCACUGUUUGGGGGGUGAUUUUUCGUUUUUUUCAGAAGACAGCUGAACCCUGGCACCAGCAGACACAAUGGCUGAGAGUGAAAAAAGAAACAUAGAGGAAACAGCAAAAGAACAGAGCUGUGGUGAUGAAAGAGCAAAGCAACUCAAACAAAGAACCCUGAUCACAUAUGUAGAAGGAGAGGAGAAAGUACAAAUGAUGGAUCUCAUAAAAGCAAUAAAGAGAGAGUGCGGAGAAAUGGUCGGCUGCAGACAGAGAGGAGAACGAAAAAUAGAAGUGACAAUGGAAACAGAGGAGGGGAAGGACAAGCUCCUUGAUGGCUUCAGGAUCGGAUCCUCCACUAUAAGAAGCGAGGAAAUAAACAACAAUGAGCUGGUUGUGUCCUUCCUCAAUCUCCCGAUGUACAUAACCGAUGAUGAAAUUCUGGAGAAACUGAAAGGGUGGGGUGUAACUCCAGUAUCAAGAAUAAAGAGAAGACUGUGGCCAGGGACGGAGGUGGCCGAUGGGACACGUUUCCUCAAAGUGAGGUUUAACAAGGAGGUGAGAUCCCUGCCCUACUCCACACGGUUUGACACUCUGGAGGGGGUAGAGUACUGUCGAGUCAUCCACGACAGACAGGUCCGAGUCUGUCGAUUGUGUAUCCAGCCGGGACACAUCUUCAAAGACUGCCACGAAUUCAGGUGCUUCCGAUGCGGUAAGCAGGGACACUAUGCACGAGAAUGUGAAGGCAGAGGAAGAGGAGAGACCGGAGGGGAGCAGGAGAGAGGAGAGGAGGAAAGGAUGGAGGAGGGAGGAGACGAGGACAGAGGAGUCGAGGAGGGAGGAGAAGAGGACGGAGGAGGCGAGGGCGAGGGAGAAGAGGAGGGAGGAGAGCAGACGGAGAGGAGAGAGGAGGAGUGUCGGCGGAGCACAACCAACGCAGAAGAAGAGAGGGAACAGACUGGGGGCGCAAAGACAGAGCCUCUUGGGCCAUGCUGUCGGGAGGAGAGAGGAGGGGAGGAGCUGGUGAAAGGAGGAGAAGCAGAGACAAUGGGGGGAGGAGGUGAGGACACUGGGGAGAGGGACAUUAAGGCGGGGGAGGAGGGGAAUACGACAGUGGGGAAACAGGGGAGUCAGGGGAUGACUUGGAGGACAUGGAAGAUAUGGUUAAAAAUAGAAAAAGGCAGAGAGGAAGAAGGGAAGCAGUUUUUGGGAAAUUAA